Molecule: messenger RNA, 1803 nt
Organism: Zasmidium cellare ATCC 36951
Lineage: Eukaryota; Fungi; Ascomycota; Dothideomycetes; Mycosphaerellales; Mycosphaerellaceae
Exons: 2
Coding region: 1-1803 (600 amino acids)
Source: RefSeq, a predicted model, not a curated record
AUGAACGAAGUGCGGACGAACAGAUUGACAUUGAAUACCUGGGUACUGACAACUUUGGAAUUGGAGCGUAGAUUGAUCUCCAUCCUUUCCUACCUGCCUAAGACUGGUGGGGAGUUUGCAGCGCAACGCCCGGGCGUGGAAGAAGGUGGUCCUGGUCGAGUCACUGAUAAUUUUGAUGACGAUGAUGCCCGUAACGACGGCCUGGACGAAGAUGUCCCGCAGCAACAACCUGGAGAUAGUGCACGGGCAGGCGGACCUGGAUUCGUGGGCGACAUGAUUGAUCAUGAUGCGGAUUUGGUAGACGAGUCGAGAUGUGAACCGGAUGAGACGCCCGCUGAGAUGGGUGAUCGACUGGCGAUGCACUGGCGCCGUAUGAAGAGGGAAGGCUACGAGCACCUGUUCGACGUCUUCGAGAAAGCUGCCAUCAUUUCAUCGACGCUGGGACAGGACUACAACGCUCUUCUUGUACGGACCAAGGCCGGCUUGUCGUCUGGUGGCAAAGCUCCUCCAACGAAAUCCUGUGCGGAAGCUACAGUGAAAGACCUAGAGAGACGGUUCCAAGAGACGGCGCUUGCUUUGGGCGAGUCUACAGGUCGCUACUCUCAGCUCCGAAAACACGAGGAACAUGUCAGAUCGAAUGUCGCCCGCCUGGAAGCUGAACAACCGGCAGCAUCAAAGCACUUGGAGGAUACACGAAUUGCUUGCCAGGAGCAGAGUGAGAGGAUGGAAAAUUUGCAGAGUGCUUCUGUCAACGUGGGAACAACGAGUCCCAGCAACUAUCUCGACCUCCUGCCUUCUUUGCCCCCAGCGGUGUUGGCGCAGAUCAUCCAACAGGCUUCGGCUCUGCUUACCACGAUGGGUACGGGACCACAGCAACCGCCGAUUUCAACGCAGGCAUUACAACGAGAUUCCGGUUGCGAGCAAAUUCAUGAGCCAACACUUGAACAGAUAAUACCUGUGGACCUACGGUUACAGCCACCAGCGUCCAAGAUUAUUCAGGACGAUGCUCAUGAAACCAAGCAGCAACUACUUGGUACUAUCGCUGUGACAGAGGCACCAGCGGUAACGUCACCACGGAAAAGUGGUGCACUUGGAGGAGAAGAGACGUGCAAUGGCUUCAGACAACCAUUGCAUGUAUCCGCACCUUCAGCUCCACCUGUCCCGCUGGGAAUGAGCUUCCUUCAAGACUACGAUGGGCCCUUGGGUCAGGCCUUACAGGAGUAUUUUGCAUACCUCCAACAAAAGCCUACUCCUCCUGAGUCCCAAGCGACAUCGAGCGCACACAUGCACAAGUCGGGGCCUGGAGGGUCUCGGCCAGGCCUUGUUCAAUCUGGAACUGCCGGAGCACCACGUCUCGGCUCUCGCAUACCCGGGUAUCUCAAGCCAACGUCAAGCUCGAGCAUUCGCACACGGGAGACUAUUGCAAUGGCUACAAGCAGAGGCAGUGUACAUCAGCUAAAACAACCAGGGACGUUGAACAUGACUCGGCGACCCUCGGCACCAAUUCACGCAAGACGUCGCGGGCAAGGUCCGACACCUCGUGAAGUAUCAGGGAUGGGAGAGCGCCAACGAUUCGCUGAAGCAGAGAUCGACACCCUUCCACCUGCACCGAAGGGUAGGACAAGGCGGUUCAUCUGGGGCAGAGGCGUCGAUCAGCUUGUUCCUCCGCCUUCAAAUGCAAGCUUCCGGCCACCUGCACACAACUCGAAGUCGCAGCAGCCUGCCCAACCAAGUAUGGCUGGUACUGGGACACCUGGAGGAGCAUAUGAGCAAUUCCCAGGUCAAGCCGUCGACCCUUUCUGA